AUGAUGUGGCCACUGGAGGGAAGGGAUGGGUUCAGAGGGAUCCUGGACCUUAUCCUGGGCUGCAUCCAAAGAAGUGUGAAGGGUUCUCAUUGCUGGAAUGCGAGCGCCAGCGACACCACGGAGCUGAUCGGUGUCGUGAGCGGCUCUGUGACCUUCCACAGCCACAACCCCAACAGAAACGUGGCCCUCUGGAGCUUUGGGAGCGAUCCCAUCGUGACCGUGGUGUUCAGGAGCCCUCCUCGGCUCAUAUUUUUCGAAGACAAAUUCAAAACCCGUUUUGCCGUCCGCGAGAACGGCCACGCGCUCAGCAUCCGCCGGCUGAGGGUGGAGGAUGCCGGCACCUACUCUGUGAACAUCAAUAGAAAAACAUCCACCUUCACCCUGCAGGUGUUCAGGAAGCUGGCAGAGCUCACGGUGACCUGCGAGGCGCAGAACUGCUCGGACAGGAGCUGCAGCUGCUGCCUGCGCUGCUCCACACCCGGAGACACCGGCAGUAAGGAAUGCUUCCAGAGCAUCUCCUCCACCUUGGCUCAGCCGAGGGCUGAGAGCCCCAUGCAGGAGGUGAAUGAAACAUCCCAGGAUGGGCUGGAGCCGGUGACGUGCACGGCACGGAACCCUGUCAGCAGCAGGGACAUCGUCGUCACCACCCCAGGCUGCUCUGCGCAGGUGAGAGCUGGGGACAGCUGGAUCGGGAUCGGCGUCGGCAUCAUAGCCGGGGUUGAAAUCGCGUUGCUUUUAUCGAUUUUCCUCGUGUCCUACCGUAAAUAUAAAUGUGAGUGUGGGAAACCAUCCCUGGAGCCCUGGGCAGCAGCAGGUGGGACCUGGGAGAGGGACAGAGCCAGAACUGGCUCCCAAACGUGUCUGAAGGGCCAGUUCAGCGUCCCCACCUGUGGGACACUUCUCCAUGGACGUCCGUGCUGCCCCGGCUACCGCGGUUUCCGGCCCCGUUCCGCCAUCACGGGGGCCCCGUUCCCCUCCCGCCCUACGGGCACGCCCAGCAGCGUCACUGCGCGCGCGCACAGGCAAGAAAAACCACGGUCGGUAUUUCCGGAGGCGCCAUUUUAG
This is a messenger RNA of Zonotrichia leucophrys gambelii, 1065 nucleotides long. RefSeq names its product T-lymphocyte surface antigen Ly-9-like. The coding region runs from base 1 to 1065 and encodes 354 amino acids. The record is from RefSeq and is a predicted model, not a curated record. The transcript is spliced from 6 exons. Lineage: Eukaryota; Metazoa; Chordata; Aves; Passeriformes; Passerellidae.